Schistosoma bovis is the source of this 2970-nucleotide messenger RNA. The record is from the annotation of a GenBank genome assembly. NCBI's taxonomy places the organism in Eukaryota, Metazoa, Platyhelminthes, Trematoda, Strigeidida, Schistosomatidae.
GCCAAAAGAUUUAACGAUUUUUCUUAGUGUAUGGAUAUUCGUGUCAGGCUUCGGCCUUGGUUAGAAAGUCGUCUUAACGACGGGUGGAUCGAAGGACUAAAGUGGAUCGAUAGAGAAAAGGGAAUAUUCAGGAUCCCCUGGAAGCAUCAUAGUAAACAUACAUGGACGGAAGAUGAUGCUGCUAUAUUUAAGGACUGGGCUGUUGUUACUGGGCGUUAUCGGGAGGGCAUCGAUACACCUGACUGGCCGAUGUGGAAAACUCGGCUUCGUUGUGCACUGAACAAAGCGCCUGAUAUCCAAGAGGUCAAGCAACGUCACAACUUACACUGUGAAGAACCUUUUAAAGUGUAUCGCUUUGUGAGCAAAACAGAAUCUCUAUGGCGAGCGAAUGCGAUAAGAAAUGCUAGCAUGAUCUUCGAUGGUAUACAGGCAGGAUGUAGAUUCACUUCGUGGAGUGGAACGAACGCUUCUAGCUCUCCAAUGAAUUCUCCAAUUCCGCUUUCAAGACGACCUACGCUGAUUGUCCAGAAGUUGUCAGGGCUCAAAUCGAAUACCCGUCGGUUUGCUGUGAUCCGAAGAGGUGAUGGUGUUCAACACAUCCAGUCCAAUUAUCGCCCUGCUUAUAUACUACAAGGUCACCAGCUUAACCGUAACAAGAUUUAUUACAAUUCUACUAGCGCUAAUGCCACUCAAAGACUGGGAUGCGAUAACGAGAACAUGAACUUAGAUAGUUAUGCUAACUUGUCCCCAUCAAGUUACACUGAGUAUCAAGCUCCAAACAACACUACAGUCAUAACUGGGGGCAUAUCUCUUCCUAACCGUUUUGUCCCUGGGAUUGGUUCAGCAAAUCAACAUGUUCAGUUGUUACCUGACAUUAUGGAACCGGAAUACCAUCAGUUAGGUGUGCGCAUCCAACAUCUAAGUGUCCGCAUUAGAGACACAAUAGUUACCAAUCCUAAUGGUUGUUGUAUUUACUAUGGGAGAUUUGAUGAGAUCAGCUCACCUGCUGCUCCUGAUCCUAUUGAAGCACAAAUUCCACACCAAAUCUCAGUAGCCAACAAGGCCUAUGUUGAUCUCUUGUUGGAUAAUAUGGUCAGGGGAAUCAUACUGACAGUUAUCCAUGGUAGUAUUUACGCUGAAAGAAUAUGCAAGUGUGCCGUUUUUGUGUAUAUUCCAACGGUGGGUGGAGAAUAUAUUUUGGCAAAGAAGCUUGGACGUCGGUUAAGGGAGAAAAUAUUCGACUAUGAUCAGUUUUUGUUUCACCUGGACUCUUAUCGUCAAAAUCAACAGUCACGUCCUCAUUUCGAAGUCGUUCUGGCAUUUGGUCAACAACUAAAGCCUGGGAUAUCUACUGAUAGCCUACUAGUGUGGGCUCGCGUUGCUAGCUGUCGUGCUUGGUUCCAGUUACACAAAAUACUAUUGCCGUAUUACUAAAUUUAAUAUUGGAAGUUCAAAGUGUGAAAAGCCUUUCAAAGUCAAUGGUGGUUAUGCAGACUCAUCAACUCUUCAUCUUCCUGCUAGCAUUUGACUAUUUGGGGUUCUGAUUUUGAUCUUGUUGUCAAGCCUAUCUUAUAGAAAUAGUCCUCUUUUUUCUGUUCACAUUUAUGUAUUCGAAAGGUCAGUUUUACUAUCCCGUAUUUAGUCGGAGUUUCCUUGUACAAUUUAGGGGUUUUAAUAUUUAAAAACUGCAUCCCAAGAAUAUUUGUUGUUUAUUAUAAUCUCCAGAAUCUAUGCACAACUGAGCCCGACCACUGCUGCUACCUUGACGUUGUGGUUGGGCUUGCCUAUCGUGACGAACCAAUAGGGCGACAGUAAGGUGUUUCCCUCAGAUAACCAGCAUAACGACGAUUUCGCCUUCUCACAAAGGGAGGGUGAGGUUGGAAGAGAUCGACCUUAAACUAUACAGCUCGCCUUAUUCCGUGGAUAUUUGUCUCCUGCGGUAAGGUUCGAACAAGUAGGAGCUAACACAAAAAUCACCCACAAAAGUUCGUGUAUGACCCCAAGCAGUUGCCUCUUGGGCACUGCGGUCACGCUCUCAGGUCAAUAAGAUCUCUAACCUAAUUUUCUUUUCAGGUAGCUCUAGAAAAAUCCUUUCACGAUGUGGGCAACGGGGCAGUGAUAACCACCCUCAUUCUUCUAACAAUCAAGAUAAACACAGUUGAACCUGUAUCCACAAUAGAGGAGUAGAGUUUUACUUACGUUUUCAGUUCAUCUGCUAGGCAAUACAAUGCGCAACAUAUAUGUACACCGUUCAUACACUCAGACCUGGUUAUGGUGAGUGUAACAGUGUACAUUUAAAUAAUCCAGUAUGUCCUUCCAUCUACUACCAUAUUAGUGAAAACUCAGAGCAGUCAGAGUGUGUCAUAAACCGUUUUUCUGUAAGUCAGAGUCUGAAUGGAUGCAGUAGUUACAAUGAAAAUUCAGCUGUUUUAAAAACGGAUGAUGAUUCUGUCAAUGAACACAUUGUUCCUACGAUUAAUUUUACAGACUCUUUGGAUCCUGAUAGCAUUGUUACUGAGCAGAUAAUUGAGGAAGGAGUUGAAGUCCCUUUGGAUGAUACUGAUGAUUUGGCGUAUAGCACUUCCGGUUCUGUAUUGCAGGAGAAUCUUAUAGUUUGUGUUGCAUCUCAAGAUGUUUGUUCAGUACCUAUUUGUACUUCAAGUUCUUCAGUCACCCAAGACGUGUUCCUGAGUGGUAUUAAUCCAAUCGACAUGAAAUCCCACCCACUACUGAAUUCACAUGAAGAGAUUACAGACAAAUAUAACUCACGACCUGAAAACUGAUGAAGUUUCCCACCAAACUGUGUAUAGAUUUGACAGUCUCUUGAUUUUAUUAUCAUUAUUAUUAUUAGAACCUGUUAACAGGUAAAUGUGAUAGGCCCGCUAAUAUAUGUUUUUCCAUAUAUGCUUACAUAAAUCCCUUUUGUUAUCUUAUGUUACUGUAAAAUAAAAAUUUUGUCUACUUGUCUUC